UCCACGGUACUGAAUGGAAGCCUGAUUCCCAAUUCCAUACGGUAUUGGGGUUCAAUUCUGCCUCUGAAUUACCAAGCCAUCCAAACAUCAGACAUCAGAAUUGGGCCGCACCAAUACAGCCGAAAUAUCAACAUCCAAACGCGCUGUUAGGGAAAACCCGUUGGAGAUGGAGAAGAGAUGCUCUCAUGUCGUCUUCCUCGCCACACCACACCACUGCCGUCGCGUCAUCUCCCACUUCUUCUUCAUUCCCCCGUCUCUCUUCUCUUCCCCAUCGAGCCAGAGGGCAGCGGCUGCGGAGGCGAAGCCAUGGUCCCGUCCCUCUUCCUCCUCCUGCUCGUCGCCGGCGCCGCGGCGCAGGGCCACGACGGCGCGGUGGCGCGGCGGACCAUGGAGGAGUUCGCCGGCUUCCCCGCCUCCGACGUCGGCGAGGGCUACCGUGCAUAUCUCUUGCGCGUAGACUCCGAAGGCCUCCAGCGCCAGAUUGAUGAACUGGCCUCGUUCUCUGAUUCUCCUGCGCCGUCGGUGACGCGUGUGCUGUUGUACAGCGACAAGGACGUGCAAGCUCGAAGGUACAUAAAAGGGAUAAUGAAAGAGCUUGGCCUUGCUGUUCGAGAAGAUGAUGUUGGUAACAUAUUUGGCCGCUGGGUGGGUUAUGAAGCGGAACUAGGAGCAGUUGCAACUGGUUCUCAUGUUGAUGCCAUUCCAUUUUCAGGCAAAUAUGAUGGUGUUGUUGGUGUUCUGGGUGCUCUUGAGGGAAUCAGUGUGCUAAAAAGGUCCGGUUUCCAGCCAAAAAGGUCUUUGGAGGUUAUUAUGUUUACAUCAGAGGAACCUACAAGAUUUGGAAUUAUCUGCUUGGGAAGAUGCUUGAUGGCAGGGAGUGAGGAACUAGCUCAAUCCCUAAAAAGGACAGUUGACAACCAGAAUUUAUCAUUCAUUGAUGCUACUGACUCUGCUGGCUACAAGAUACAUCCAGAGGAUCUACAUGAUGUAUUUUUGAAGCAAGAUAAUUAUUUUUCUUUUGUAGAAUUGCACAUUGAACAGGGUCCCAUCUUGUAAAAAGAAGGAAUCCCAAUUGGCAUUGUUACUGCUAUUGCUGCUCCUGCAAGUAUUAAGGUGGAAUUUGAAGGGAAUGGGGGCCAUGCUGGAGCAGUGCUUAUGCCCGCAAGAAAUGAUGCUGGAUUGGCGGCAGCUGAGCUGGCAUUAGCAGUUGAGAAACAUGUUCUGGAUUCAGGGUCAAUUGAUACAGUUGGCACUGUUGGUACGUUUGAUAAAUUAGGUUUUAUUUUCAAAGUCAUGUGUACUAUUAGUUCAGGCCUGUGCUGCCAUAGCGGCGUAGUAUCCUGCGGUAUAUUUGGAUGUUUCUUGGCAAAUUUUGAUUUGCAGCUGCACGAAAAGAAUGCUUUGAAUCUGGCAAAUAGGAUGCUUAUUAGCCUGCAUUUCCAAAGUCACCUCCACUUUAGUCUUCAUUAAUGCCUGAUUAGAUCAUGUUUUCUGUUCAUACAAAAGAAUGUAGAAUAUGUAUCUUAUUUAGCUAAACCAUGAGACUUGCAAUUUGAAAAUAUGUUGAUGCUUAAAUGGAAAGAGGCGCAAGCAUAAUUUAGAAUGGUUUACCCUGGCUGUAUAGAUGAGCAAUUCUAUAUUUGAGUGAUUUCGUUGUGAAAGGAUAUUUAGACAGCCAGUGGUCGUUUACCCUGGCUAUAUAGAUGAGCAAUUCUAUAUUUGAGUGCUGUUUUCGUUGUGAAAGGAUAUUUAGACAGCCAGUGGUCAACCAACAUCAUAAGAAGAUGUUCACUGUAAGCUUGCCCAGAUCUUAGGUAUUCUGCAGCUACAUCCAGGGGCUAUCAAUAGCAUCCCAAGUAAAUCACACCUGGAACUGAUGUAAGAGAUAUUGAUGAGAAAAGAAGGAAUGAUGUCAUUGAGAAGGUUCACCAAUCUGCAGUUGAGAUAUCAAAGCUCCGCGGAGUAGAGCUAUCAGAAUUCAAGAUCAUCAAUCAGGAUCCACCUGCUCUGUCUGACAAAUCAGUAAUUAACGCAAUGGAAUUUGCUGCAAAACAGUUGGGCCUACAAUACAAAUUGAUGAUCAGCAGCAGAGCCUAUCACGAUUCACUCUUCAUGGCCAGACCAAUGUGUAUGAUCUUCAUUCCCUGUUAGUACAAAGGAUACAGCCACAAGCCCGAAGAGUAUGCGUCGCCGGAGGACAAGGCGAACGGAGUCAAGGUGCUAGCCUUGACAAUGGCCAAAUUAUCCCUUGAGUGACCACGGCAUGGGAGGAAUCAAGAGGGAAGUACCAACGCCUGUGUUUCCUUGCUGAUAAUACGCUGUACAUCAGCUGCCUCCCGGUCUCCGCAUCAGGCAUGCAUAUAAAACCCAGGCUUCAUUCUUCAGGAAUAACAUUUGGAUGGGCUGGAAAUCCAGCGCAACUGUUUCAUCGAGGAAAUGCAAUCUGAUUUCAUUGUAAUGUGCUAUUAUAUGCAACAAUGAGCAUCUCUUACGCUCUCCACGUCGUCUUAGAGAUAAGAAAACAUGUUGUACAACGUACUAUAUGUACUUGCAAAACAAAAUGAAAUCAUGUGAACAGAGUGAUCUGAGGAAGGUAUUGAAUGCAA
Messenger RNA from Brachypodium distachyon (stiff brome), 2606 nucleotides. RefSeq names its product probable ureidoglycolate hydrolase. The transcript has 12 exons. NCBI's taxonomy places the organism in Eukaryota, Viridiplantae, Streptophyta, Magnoliopsida, Poales, Poaceae. Gene Ontology annotation, molecular function: hydrolase activity, acting on carbon-nitrogen (but not peptide) bonds, in linear amidines. The record is from RefSeq and is a predicted model, not a curated record.